Messenger RNA from Myripristis murdjan (pinecone soldierfish), 2243 nucleotides. RefSeq names its product gap junction protein alpha 4 (gene gja4). Gene Ontology annotation, biological process: cell-cell signaling. The transcript is spliced from 2 exons. Gene Ontology annotation, molecular function: gap junction channel activity. Gene Ontology annotation, cellular component: connexin complex. NCBI's taxonomy places the organism in Eukaryota, Metazoa, Chordata, Actinopteri, Holocentriformes, Holocentridae. The coding region runs from base 105 to 1262 and encodes 385 amino acids. The record is from RefSeq and is a predicted model, not a curated record.
CACAAGUGGACGCAGACCACCAGUGCCCGGCGGUGACCACAGAGAGCUGAGACCCCGUCAGGCAGGAGACAGAGGCCACUUCACGACAGAGACAGGUGCAGAGGAUGUCCAGAGCUGACUGGUCCUUCCUGGAGCACCUGCUGGAGGAGGGCCAGGAGUAUUCGACAGGCGUGGGCCGGGUCUGGCUCACCGUUCUCUUCCUGUUUCGCAUGCUGGUGCUGGGCACAGCCGCCGAGUCCGCCUGGGACGACGAGCAAGCCGACUUCGUCUGCAACACGCAGCAACCCGGCUGCACCACCGUCUGCUAUGACAAAGCCUUCCCUAUCUCCCACUUCCGCUACUUUGUCCUCCAAGUUGUCUUCGUCUCCACGCCAACUAUCUUCUACUUCGGAUAUGUGGCCAUAAGGGCUGGGAAAGACAACAGAAAAAAUGAGGAAACCAGCCAGGCGGCCAAGGGUGGCGGGAGUAAGAGAGGGGAAACCGCAACAGAUAGGGACAAUAAUGAAGUGAAGAAGGGGAAUUCAGAGGAGAGGGUGGAGGAGGAGGAUAAGGAGGAUGGAGGUAAAGAUCAAAAAACUGGGAAGGUUGUGCCUGAGGCUCCAAAGCUGAAAGGCAGGUUGCUGUGUGCAUAUGCAUGCAGCAUCUUGAUAAAAGUGCUCUUGGAAGCCAGCUUCAUUGUAGGGCUGUGGUUCCUCUACGAUGGCUUCUUCAUUGCACCGAAAUUUGAGUGUGUUGCGAAUCCUUGUCCUCAUACAGUGGACUGCUUUGUCUCUCGACCCACCGAGAAGACCAUCUUCACUAUCUACACCCAGGCUAUUGCUGCCGUCUCCCUGCUGCUGAACCUCAUUGAGCUCCUCCACCUCUUGCAGCUGGCCAUCUCCCACCGGCUGGAGAAGCGCUACUACACCCAGCACCAGUCCAACCUACGUUUAGCAGAGCAGGCAUUCCCCAGCCCAGAGGCUUCAGCAUUCCAAAUGGAAAUGGUCCCAUCAUACCAGGAGCGGGGGCACAUUCAUUCCCCCUUGGAAGGUGAGGAUAGAGGCUACCCUGAGCCCUGUGAGAGCUAUGUGGAUGUAGGGACUGAGGUGAGCUGGGGGCCUGGAGAGGCUGCAACCGACCUGCUUCCCAGUUAUCUCACCUGCAUUGGAGGUAGGAGGACCACACAUUCCCCCAGGGCCCACCACAAGAAACAUGUACACCAUAAUGGAAAACAUGGUAAGGGUGUCCAUAAGGGACACUCAAGGCAGAAGCAUUAUGUAUGACAAGGCCAUGGGUGACAUGGUGUUCUUAACAACAACCGCUUGGGCUUCUUUUUUUGAAACAUUGUCAUUCAUAUGACACUUUAGUUCCAGGAGUGCAAAAUGAGACUUCAAAUUGGGAGAAAAAAAAAAUGAAGAACAGCUUUUGCACUGUGAACUGGAUGCCUCAAAGGCAGGCACACAUUCAAACAGAGAUUUACCAGAUAAAUGGACCUAUUCAAAUCGGAACAUUCUGAGAACAUUCCCCGAGGCAAAAACAGAGACUAGGCACAAGAAAUGAGACUCCUCUGAGAGAAGAUAACAGUCACAAGAUUCCUUCAGGUUGCAUUUAAUGGCUUUUUGCACUGAAUGUGACAGUACAAAAACACAGUGUGGUGCAGAGGAGUCCAGGGGAGGGAGAAAGGGACUAUGUGAUAGAACCGGAUUUGAGCAUGUUCCCCUGAAGACUACACUGUAACCCCUGGAGCCCCUUGAAGCCCCUCUGUCCCAUCUCUCAGCUGUGGAUAGUGGAAUGUACUGGGCUCUGGAUCCUGCUCAGCUCCUAAGGGAAUGAUGGCUGUGUACAUGCAGAUGUGUGUAUGCAUACACACGUACACACACAAACAUUUUUUUUUUUUUCUGUCACCCGUCACCCAAUUUGGGUUAGGGGCAAGGGAAGCAGGGGUAAGGAAAGGGGAGCCAAACCAUGGAAUUUUGUGAUUGUCAAGGACUGAUGCUUGCCAGUAACCAUGCUAUUUUAAUUGAAGCUAUGGAGAGAAGGGAAGAGGAAGGAUCACAGGGGUGGAAUGGGAAGAAACAGAGAGAAACAGCCAGUUUUCAAAGUCUCUCCAACCCCUUGAGCCUGCGAGAGACAUCAAAAGAUGUAAUGCACAUUAAAUGGAUUGAAUACGGUACAGCUAAAGCUGAGAUGAACGAGUGCUGAUGCGAUGACAGGAAAUGUAUGUGAAAAUAGUAUUUAAUGUAGAUACAAAGGUUUUUGUAAAA